GUCACCUGAGCCACCUGCUGAAUGUUUGAUGGAGGCUGUCAGAGACCUGGGACCAGACGUACCUGGACAGGUAGAAGAAGACCAGUGUCCAACAGGCAGGUGAUGGUGUCAGGAUGUCGGACGGGAGGCAGCGAACCUUGUCCACCUCUGGAGAGUCUCUGUAUCACAUCCUGGGUCUGGAGAAAGGCUGUAGCCAUGACGACAUCAAGAAAUCCUACAGGAAGCUGGCGCUGCGGUUCCACCCCGAUAAGAACCCCGACAACCCGGAGGCGGCGGAGAAGUUCAAGGAGCUGAACGGGGCCCACGCCGUCCUCUCCGACCUCAGCAAGAGGAACAUCUACGACUCGUACGGCUCCCUGGGACUCUACGUGGCCCAGCAGUUCGGAGAGGACAACGUCAACACCUACUUCAUGCUGUCCACCUGGUGGGCCAAGGGUCUCUUCCUGCUCUGUGGAGUCCUGACCGGAUGCUACUGCUGCUGCUGCCUCUGCUGCUGCUGUAACUGCUGCUGUGGGAAACUAAGGCCCGCCUCCACAGGGGAGGGGGCGGAGCCUGACUACGUCUCCCCCGACGACCUGGAGGAGGAGCUACGCAAUGAGCCCGACCACGAUGUGGAUGCUCCUGUCCUCCAGCAGCCGUCCAACGCCAGCGAGAAGACGCAGCUGAUCAGGGAUGGGGGACGAAGAUACGGAGACACCUACACAUGAGGCCGCGGUCCAUCACCUAGACAACGACCCCUGACCCUCUGACCCUCUGACCCUC
Messenger RNA from Mugil cephalus (flathead mullet), 762 nucleotides. RefSeq names its product dnaJ homolog subfamily C member 5B-like. Bases 114 to 707 code for a protein of 197 amino acids. The record is from RefSeq and is a predicted model, not a curated record. Lineage: Eukaryota; Metazoa; Chordata; Actinopteri; Mugiliformes; Mugilidae. The transcript is spliced from 5 exons.